Messenger RNA from Funneliformis geosporum, 1077 nucleotides. Lineage: Eukaryota; Fungi; Glomeromycota; Glomeromycetes; Glomerales; Glomeraceae. The record is from the annotation of a GenBank genome assembly.
AUGUACAAUAAUGUGCAAUUGUUGAGCGAGGAAACACAAUGUCUUUUGGCGGAAAAAAGAGUAACCCGUCAAACCAUUUGCGAUUUGAAACCAAAAGAAUUUUCAGACAUGAACCAGGACUUGAUAAUGGAUAACAUACUAAAUUUAAUUGAUUUUGAUGAAUCCGUUGAAUCCAAUGGAUAUCAUUUAUUUUUAAAAUCAUCCGAAGAGAAUUUUUCAUUAGCUCAAGUUUAUCUUGCUCAAUGUUUUAAUGAUGGACAUGGAAUAGAACAAAAUCAUGAUUUAGCAUUUAAAUGGUACCAAAAGGCUGCGGAAUGUGAAAGUACUAUCGGACAAUUUUAUCUGGGGAAUUGCUAUGAACAUGGGAUUGGAAUUAAAAAUAACUUAGAAAAGGCCUUCUACUGGUAUAAAAAAUCCGCAAAGAAUGAAAAUCAAUUUGCACAAUAUAGCUUGGGCACGUUUUAUGAAAUUGGAACUAGUACUGAAAGAGAUGUAAUUAAAGCCUUUGAAUUUUAUAAUUAUUCAGCAAAUCAAGGAUAUUUAGAUGCGCAAUAUAAAGUUGCAUAUUGCUAUGAUAAGGGAAUUGGAAUUGAAAUUAAUAAAGAAAAGGCAUUUGAGUUAUACGAGGAGGCAGCCGACAAAGGAAAUAUAUUUGCACAAUAUAAUCUUGGAGAACGAUACGAAAGAAUUGGAAUCGACACUAAUAAAGAAAAGGCCUUCGAGUUAUACAAAGAUGCUGCCGAAAAAGGAGAUAAUUGCGCACAAUAUAACCUUGAAGUAAAAGAAACCGAACAGAAUUUAGAAAAACAUUUUUAUCAUAUUCAAAAGGCAAUGGCAAAUGAGAAUAAAUUAGCUAAAUUCUCCCUAGACUUAUAUUAUGAUUAUGACAAUAACGUUGAAGCGUUUGAAUCUUAUGAAAAGUCAGCUAAAUAUGGAUUUAUAAAUGCACAAUUUAAAGUUGCAUUUUGUUGUAAUAAGGGAUUUGGAACCGAGAUUAAUAAAGAAAGGGCGUUUGAAUUAUAUAAAAGUUUGGCUAAAGAGAAAGAGAUUGAAAAUAGUACAUCUACUUAUGACUAA